CGUCAUUGUGCUGCGACCACGAUUCAACAUCGAUGAGCAGCCAGGCUGUCCCGAGAAGUUAAGUGGGAGUGGCGCCGAGCUGCAGUGGAUCUCAAGAACCUCAGUUUUGGCGAGCCGGGUCUGCAAGCUAAUAUUUAAAAAAUGACUACACCAAACAAGACACCUCCUGGUGCUGACCCUAAGCAGUUGGAAAGGACUGGAACAGUACGGGAAAUAGGGUCACAAGCUGUUUGGUCCCUCUCAUCUUGUAAACCAGGAUUUGGAGUGGAUCAGUUACGAGAUGACAAUCUGGAAACUUACUGGCAGUCAGAUGGCUCCCAGCCUCAUUUAGUAAACAUCCAAUUCAGGAGAAAAACAACAGUGAAGACAUUAUGUAUUUAUGCUGACUACAAAUCUGAUGAAAGCUAUACACCGAGCAAGAUCUCAGUCAGAGUAGGAAAUAAUUUUCACAACCUUCAAGAAAUUCGGCAACUUGAAUUGGUGGAACCAAGUGGCUGGAUUCAUGUUCCCUUAACUGAUAAUCAUAAGAAGCCAACUCGCACAUUCAUGAUACAGAUUGCUGUUCUAGCCAAUCACCAAAAUGGAAGAGACACCCACAUGAGACAAAUUAAAAUAUAUACACCAGUGGAAGAGAGCUCCAUUGGUGAAAAUUAUAUAUUCAACAAAGGAUUUGUAUCUAGAAUAUAUUAAGAACUCUAACAACAGUGAGAAGACAAUCCAGUGAAAACUGAGCAAAAGAUUUGAAUAGUCACUUUACCAGCAAAGACAUAGGAUUGACAAAUAAGCAUAUGGAAAGGUACUUAACUUUAUUAAACAUUAGUAAAAUGCAAAUUAAGAUGACAAUGAGAUACUAUUUCACAACCAUUAGAAUGACUAUAAUUAAAGAGACAAUUGCAAGUGUUGUCAAAGAUAUGGGGGAACCAGACCUCAAACUGCUGGGGAAGAUGUAAUUAAUAUAUAACGACUUUGGAAAACAUUUGGUAAUUUCUUUAAAAAGUUAAACAUACACCUACCAUGUGACCCAGACAUUCCAUUCCUAGGCAUUUACCCAAGAGGAAAGAAAGCAUAUGUCCAUUUAAAGACUUGUACCUAAAUGUUCAUAGCCUCUCUAUUUGUAAUAUCUCAAAACUGGAAGCAACCCAGUGUUGAUAAAUAGGAGAAUGUAUAAACAAAUUGUGAUAUAGCUUUAUAGUAGAAUAUUACUGAGCAACAAAAAUGAGUGGACAGUUAAUGCAACAUGGAUAAAUUUCCAAAAUAUGUGGAGAAAAAGAAGCCAUAAAAAAAUGUACAUACUAUAUGAUGCUAUUUUUUUUUAAUUUCUAGAAAAUGCAGCUACUCAAGUGAUAGCAGAUCAGUGGUUGUGUAGGAUGUGGAGUGGGGAGAAUAAGGGAUAGACUAUUUCAGGGGAUGAUAGAAAUGUUCAUUAUCCUAACUGUGGUACUGCUUUCACAGGUAUACAUGUAUGCAAAACUUAACCAAAUUACACACUUUAAAUAUGUGCAGUUUAUUGCAUGUUAAUUAUACCUCAGUAAAGCUGAUUAAAAAAGAGCUUAUUUUACCUGUUUUACAUAGGAACCACUCAAAGAUGCUAGAUUUGAAGUAGUUAUAUUUCUUACUAUAUAAGAUCUGAGAAUAAAAAACAAACUGAAAAGUGUUUUUAAUAGUUAAAACAAUGAGAGCAAAUUCAUUGAUUCAUUUGUAAUUAGUAUAUGUUUGGGUAUUGGACAAACUGCAGUCAUAAGGUUUAAAUUUGUAAAUUUCACCUAUUAUCUAAGUAUGACACUUUCAGAAUUGUUUUUUACCUGAGGAAAUAUUAUCACAAGAAACUAUAUAAAAUGUAGAAUUGUUAAAUACAGCAGUUUAAGGAACACUAAUAAAUGCUCAACUUUAAAAAGACUAGUAGAUACUGGGUAUUGAAUUAGAUGUAAUAAAGAAACCAAGAUAAAUCUGAUGCACAGCUUGCUUUCCAGUUGCUUACAUUAUAGUAGGUCUUUAGCCAACCAAAUCAGAAAUUAGAGUGGUAAGAUCUGACAUAUUGGAGUGUAGAAGAGAACAAAGAGCUGACUUCCUGUUCAGGAAGAUAGAGGUGAAAAUAAGACACUGUGGAGGAGGUAGAAUUUUGGAAAGAAAGACUGUAAUACCAGCUAGUUAUUCACUUUCCAAGUCUAUUCUUGAAUCCAGACUAUCAUUGUUUGUGUAUGAGUAGCAACAGUUAAUUUGAAACAGAUGAUUUGUGUGUUCAGAAUCAAGUGAUGUUUUGUAAUUUAUUCUAGUUUGAAAGUUUCCAACGAUUCAAACACAGACAAAUCUUGAAAAGUAAUUUUAGACACCAUGCCUUCUGUUCCUUUAGCCAUUAUGACUACUAAUUUAGUGCAAAUUAAUGCACAACCAUAUCAAUUUUUAGUAUAAAAUUUUAUGAAUCUACUAGUUGAGCCAUGAUCUUUUAUAUGUUUCUAGUGUUUUAGGAAAUUGUUACUGUUCUAAAAUUCUUAAUUAAUUAAAUGUCAUAUUUUUAACUGAA
This is a messenger RNA of Manis javanica (Malayan pangolin), 2521 nucleotides long. NCBI's taxonomy places the organism in Eukaryota, Metazoa, Chordata, Mammalia, Pholidota, Manidae. The record is from RefSeq and is a predicted model, not a curated record.